This is a messenger RNA of Drosophila rhopaloa, 1062 nucleotides long. Its product is annotated as phospholipase A1-like. The transcript is spliced from 2 exons. Gene Ontology annotation, molecular function: lipase activity. The record is from RefSeq and is a predicted model, not a curated record. Gene Ontology annotation, biological process: lipid metabolic process. NCBI's taxonomy places the organism in Eukaryota, Metazoa, Arthropoda, Insecta, Diptera, Drosophilidae. The coding region runs from base 1 to 1011 and encodes 336 amino acids.
AUGCAAGUUUUUGUAGUUCUUGCCAUUUUUUUGGGAGCAGUAAGCUCACUUCCUAUUGAGGAGCGUGUCAAUGGCGAGAAUGGCUGGUUUAUACCUCAGGAAGAUGGUAGUGUUGAGUGGAUGGACAAAAUGGAAGCAGAGAAACUGUUAGACCAUAGAGCUCGGACUAAAGGUUCUUCGAAUGAAGUGUCCUUCUAUCUCUAUACCAGAAACAACCCUACGGAAGGCAUAGAAAUCGAGAACGAGGCGUCCUCCGUUCAAGAUUCGCACUUCGAUAAGGGGCUUCCCACUCGCUUCGUGAUCCAUGGAUGGAAAGGACGGUACACUGAUAGCAUGAAUGUCGAUAUCACCAAAGCCUGGCUUUCGAAGGGGGACUUCAACGUGAUCGUUGUUAACUGGGACCGUUCGCAAUACGUAGACUACGCCAUGUCGGUACGAGCAGUUCCUGAAGCUGGUAAAAAAGUGGGAGAGAUGAUCGAGUACCUUCACGAACAUCAUGAUAUGUCGCUGGACACUCUGAUUGUUAUUGGACACAGUUUGGGCGCCCAUGUGGCCGGCUUUGCAGGAAAGCAAGUGGGGGAUAAAAGGGUUCACACAAUUGUGGGACUGGAUCCUGCUUUGCCUCUUUACAGCUACGAUAAACCGGACAAGCGUCUGUCCAGCGAAGAUGCCUUCUAUGUGGAGUCUAUCCAAACCAAUGGCGGAGUCAAGGGAUUUGUAAAACCUAUUGGAAAGACCACUUUCUACGUGAGUGGAGGAAGACGGCAGCCAGGAUGCGGCGUGGAUGUCGCAGGAACCUGCUCCCACGCACGUUCCGUGCUCUACUACGCAGAGGCAAUCACGGAGGACAGCUUUGGUUCCUUUAGAUGCCAGGACUACCAGGCUGCCCUGGCCAAUGAGUGUGGCACCACCUACAGCAGCGUUCGCAUGGCUGCGGAUCAGAAUGCCUACGUGGUGGAGGGCCACUUCUACGUGCCAGUAAACAGCGAGGCUCCAUUCGGCAAAAACUGAAUAGAUGCCAAUGAAAAAUAAAUAAAUAUCAAUAAAAUGAACUACCAAAAA